Molecule: messenger RNA, 1069 nt
Organism: Lotus japonicus
Lineage: Eukaryota; Viridiplantae; Streptophyta; Magnoliopsida; Fabales; Fabaceae
Product: peroxisomal membrane protein PMP22
Exons: 7
Coding region: 220-792 (190 amino acids)
Cellular component (GO): cytoplasm; membrane
Source: RefSeq, a predicted model, not a curated record
GAGGAAUCAAGUACAACGCAUACUCAUAAUGUCAAUGCAAUAAUGUAACAAAAAAAGUCAAUGCUUGAUGAAGAUUGGACCAGAAUCUGUAGUUUGUGUUACACACGUUCAUUGCCUGUCCUCUCCUAUAUUUUGAAGAUAUUUUUGAGCAAAACAAACACUCCUCCAAGUUAAUCAAUCAUACUGGUUUUCCACUCUCCAUUUCAUAGCAAGAACAAGAUGGGUUCUGUUGCAAAGAAUGGACUCAACAACUACGUCAAACAGCUCCAACAACACCCUUUGAGAACCAAGGUAAUCACCGCUGGGGUAUUGUCAGGGAUCAGUGACAUUGUGUCUCAGAAGCUUACCGGUAUCCAGAGACUUCAAUUCAAACGACUUCUUCUCAAAGUGAUUUUUGGAGCUGCUUAUCUUGGACCCUUUGGACACUUCUUUCAUAUAAUGCUGGAUAAAAUUUUCAAAGGAAAGAAAGAUACAAAAACUGUGGCCAAGAAGGUUCUGAUUGAACAAUUGACAUCUUCUCCUUGGAACAAUUUGCUUUUCUUGAUUUACUACGGACUGGUUGUUGAAGGUAGACCCUGGGUGCAUGUGAAAGCUAAAGUUAAGAAGGAUUAUCCAUCAGUACAGUACACAUCAUGGACGUUCUGGCCUGUUGUGGGAUGGAUAAAUCACAAAUUCAUGCCUCUUCAUUUCCGGGUUGUUUUCCACAGCUUCAUAGCGUUUGGCUGGGGAAUAUUCUUGAACCUUCGAGCGCGAUCUAUGGUGCCUCGUUCUGUGGCGUUGACUAAAGCCUGAAGUGAAUUAGACUCCAGUUUACAGUCUUCCAAGUAGAUGCUCCUGUUUGGUAGGAGAAUAUUUACUCAAUACAGCCUGCAUCAGUUUGAAUCAAUGGAGAUUCUGAUCUGUCAUUCAAGUUAAUAUAUUGUGAUCAUUUAGUUUGUCUGUUUAUGGAGACAUGAUUAUUCGUGGUUCUGGGAAUCAAAAGUGUUUGUUGAUUUUAUCCUCCAAUAUGUAAAUGUCAAUGGAUUUAUAAUGAAGCAGUAAGUAAGCAACAUGUGCUGUUCAUAGUUCA